This is a messenger RNA of Sesamum indicum (sesame), 2156 nucleotides long. NCBI's taxonomy places the organism in Eukaryota, Viridiplantae, Streptophyta, Magnoliopsida, Lamiales, Pedaliaceae. The record is from RefSeq and is a predicted model, not a curated record.
UUAAACCCUGUAAUCGGAGAUUGGGCGGAUAAACUGAUCAGAUCGAUAGUCGAAGUGAAUAAGUAUUGGAAAAGAAAAAAUGGUGCUGAUAACGGCAGUACGAGAUUACAUCAAUCGCAUGUUACAUGACAUUUCUGGCAUGAAAGUCCUCAUCCUCGACUCUCAUACGGUUAGUAUUGUGAGUGUAGUAUAUUCACAAUCGGAGCUUCUUCAGAAAGAAGUAUUCUUGGUUGAACUUGUAGACUCCAUUUCCAUGUCAAAAGAACCCAUGUCACAUCUUAAAGCUGUUUACUUUCUUCGUCCAACAUCUCAAAACAUCCAUCUCUUGAGGCGUCAACUGACUACCCCUCGAUUUGGAGAGUACCACCUCUUUUUCUCCAAUAUGUUGAAAGACACUCAGCUUCACAACAUAGCAGAUUCAGAUGAGCACGAACUUGUUCAGCAAGUGCAGGAAUUUUAUGCAGACUUUGUUGCAAUUGAUGCCUAUCACUUCACUUUUAAUAUUGCAUCAAACCACAUGUAUAUGCUCCCAGCUGUGGUGGAUCCAUCAAGUUUACAGCAGUUCUGUGACCGAGUGAUUGAUGGAAUUGCUGCCAUCUUCUUAGCCCUAAAACGAAGGCCGGUUAUUCGUUAUUCACGGACAUCUGAUAUUGCAAAACGGAUAGCACAAGAAGCUUCGAAGCUAAUGUACCAGCAGGAAAGUGGUCUUUUUGAUUUUCGACGAGCAGAAGUUUCUCCACUGUUGCUAAUUGUUGAUAGGCGGGAUGACCCUGUCACUCCUCUGCUUAAUCAAUGGACAUAUCAGGCAAUGGUUCAUGAAUUGAUAGGCAUUCAAGACAAUAAAGUAGACCUCCGAAACUUUACAAAGUCAUCAAAGGAUCAAGAGGAGGUUGUACUGUCUUCUGAGCAAGAUGCCUUUUUCAAAGCCAACAUGUAUGAGAAUUUUGGCGAUAUUGGAAUGAAUAUAAAAAAAAUGGUGGAUGAUUUUCAGCAAGUUGCAAAAAGUAAUCAGAAUAUUCAAACAAUAGAGGAUAUGGCUAAAUUUGUUGACAACUACCCAGAAUAUAGAAAAAUGCAUGGCAAUGUUUCCAAGCAUGUGACAUUGGUUACGGAAAUGAGUAGGAUUGUUGAAGAACGAAAGCUGAUGUUAGUUUCGCAAACAGAACAAGAAUUAGCUUGCAAUGGUGGGCAAGGGGCUGCCUUUGAGGCUGUUACGAAUCUGUUAAACAAUGAGCAUGUCUCUGAUAUUGACCGUCUACGCUUGGUAAUGCUGUAUGCUUUACGGUAUGAGAAGGAAAGUCCAGUUCAGCUGAUGCAGUUAUUCAAUAAAUUGGCAUCCUCUUCUCCCAAGUAUAAGCCAGGGCUUGUUCAGUUCCUCCUAAAGCAAGCAGGGGUUGAUAGGCGAACUGGGGAUCUUUACGGAAGCAGGGAUCUAUUUAACUACGCACUUAACAUGGCUCGUGGCCUUAAAGGGGUUGAGAAUGUGUAUACCCAGCAUCAGCCUCUGCUAUCUCAAAUAAUGGAGAGCAUUGUUAAAGGGCGCUUGAGAGAUGUAGACUACCCUUAUGUUGGAAAUCAUUUCCAGCAAGCUAGGCCACAGGAUGUGAUUAUUUUCAUCGUGGGUGGGACUACUUAUGAGGAGGCACGCGCUGUUGCUCUACAAAAUUCUACUAACUCUGGAAUUCGUUUCAUCCUUGGCGGUUCUGCAAUCCUCAAUUCGAAGAGGUUCUUAAAGGACCUUGAAGAAGCUCAGAGAAUUACCAGGACCAGCGCCAAUACGAUUUGAGAAAUCUGCUAGAAGGCACUUCACCUCUUGGGAUACAUGUAAAUUAGCAGUACAAAGGAUUUUGCAUACUUCAGCUCAGCAAUAUUCUUGGAUUUGAACUGUACAGAAGCUUGAUCAUUGAUGAUAACUCUAGAGCCAAUCUAUAUUGAUUCAUGAGAAGUUCUGUCGGCUGAUCAACUGAGGUAUGGCUUAAACCAAGUUAACCGGAUGAAAAUGCUAGAGAUACAAACGAUAUUAUUGACUUUACUCUCUGAGAUGGUUUUAGCUGUAGUAUCUUUUGCAGUUUAGCGCGAUGUUUAUUCUGUACGUAGUUGUAAUUGUACAAUUACUGGUUUCUUGUUUAUACAAAAAGUUGUUCCUGCAGUAGAAA